AUGAACAAGCUCACCUCGAUCCUCCAGAGUCCCAACGUGCAAAUUGCCAUGAAUUCGCCGCUCGUUCGCACCUCGGCGGCCCUCGGCGCCUUCUGCAUUGUGCUCGCAUGGUACUCACGGAAGCAAACAACGGUCAAAUCAGCGCAGGCCAGCAAGCUCAUCACCGACCUGUCGCAAGUGGCACGGAAGGCCAAGGGAACAGACAACGAGUAUGCCCACGACGAGUUCGACGUUAUCAUCAUUGGCGGAGGCACGACCGGCUGUUGCAUUGCCGCACGUCUGUCUGAAGACCCCUCCAUCCGGGUACUCCUUCUCGAGGCGGGGCAAAGUGGUCUCAAUCUCCCCGAGGCUCAAAUCCCAUGCGCAUGGACCGGUUUCUGGCUUACUGAGCACGAAUGGGGCAUGUUUACAGAACCCCAAGAGCAUGCUGGCGGAAGGCAAAUCUAUUGGCCAAGAGCCAAAUUACUUGGUGGUUGCACCAAUAUGAAUGCAAUGAUGUUCAACUUCGGCGCACCCACGGACUACGAUGAAUGGGCGGAGUUGCAGAAGGGGCAGACCGGUGCGACAGGUUGGACAUUCCAGGAGCUUCAUCCCUAUUUCCGGAAGUUUGAGAAAUACAGCCCUAGCAAGCAGUUCCCAGACGUCGACGUCACGCUCCAUGGGGCGGAAGGCUUUGUGCGCACCGGUUAUCAUGGACACUUUGCCCCAAAUUCUAAAGCAUUCAUCAAGUCUUCUCUGAACGCAGGUAUCGCUCACAGUCAUGAUGUCAAUACGCACAAGGGUCCCCUGGGCGUGACAAAGAUUAUGACUUACAUCGAUCCUAAAGGUCGCCGGUCCACAGCCGAAACCGCAUAUAUGACCUCGGACGUUCUUGCCCGACCAAACCUGAAGGUUGCAACUAAUGCACGGGUGCAGCGCAUCCUGUUUGACACGAGCUCGGGGUCACCGGUCGCCACAGGCGUCGAGUUCAAGGACAAGGCGGGUAACAAGUUCGUCGCCAAGGCGCUAAAAGAGGUCGUGCUUUCUGCGGGUGCCGUCCAUUCCCCUCAAAUCCUCAUGCUAUCAGGCGUCGGCCCUGCCGAUCAUCUCCAGUCGUUGGAUAUCCCGAUCGUCAAAGAUCUCGCAGGAGUCGGCUCACAUUUGAGAGAUCACAUCGUCGUGGACCUUCAUUAUCUAGACAAGACCAAGAGCUCGUUGAGCUUCCUGAAGCCGCAAACCUUCGAGCAGAACUUGAAGCUGAUGUCGGCGUUGGCUCAAUAUAAGCUCACUGGCACUGGUCCACUCACCACCAACAUUGCUGAAGCUGCCGCGUUUGUCCGAAGUGACGAUCUCGACCUUUUUCCACUAAGCCAGUACCCUCCCGAGACGAUGCCGGAAGACCUGACGACCGGUGCAGGCGCCCCAGAUCUCGAGUUGUACAACUCCAUAAUGACAUACAUCGAACAUAAUUUGAAAGGACCUGCCUGUCCUGGCCAGUACACUUUUGGUCUGCAUUGCGUGCUCCUGAGACCGAAGAGCCACGGAACACUGCGCCUGCGGUCCAAGAACCCGGACGAUGCACCGGUGCUGGACCCAAUGUAUCUCUCGGACGAGGGGAAGAGCGACGUGAAAUGUCUGAUUCGGGGCGUGCGCCUGCUGGACAAGAUCGCGCACACGGCGCCGUUGGCAGCGAUGAUCGACCCCGCGGGCGACGGGCACCCGGACCUCAACCACAACAUCGGCAUGCUUGACGACGCGGCGCUCGAGCGCUGGGUGCGCGAGCACGUCCAGACGAUGUACCACCCCACGUGUACGUGCCGGAUGGCGCCGGUCGAGGACGCGGGGGUCGUCGACCCCUUCCUGCGCGUUCACGGCAUCGGGAACGUACGUGUCGCGGACGCGUCCAUCUUCCCCGAGAUCAAUGCGGGGCACACGACCGCGCCAUGUUACGCUAUUGGCGAGAAGGUCGCGGACCUCAUCAAGGCCGAUAUUGGUUCCGGACGUGUUUGGAAAAGGGACGAAGAGCUCGGCCUUGAUGUUAAGGCGCGGUCCAACGUCGUCGUCGGGGGCGAGAACUUCGACCCGAGUCCCUGAAGCUCGUGAGUAUAGAGUUAUACCUUCCUCGCCUCGUUGAUCCGAGUUGGUACAUAACCCUGCAGGGACCCAGGUACUUUGCCAACACGGCAGGCAUUCCGUAUAAGGAGUGGUACGCCCAGAAGCUAGAGAAGAACGGCAUGCAUUGAUGCGGUUGUAAUGUGGGGUGCUGAGGAAUGACCUCGUGGGCAAGCUCGUCUGAAGGGACGUUAGUCGUCGGUAGGCACAUAAAUAAGACGGGAUCCACCAAUUUCGCGAAUGGUAUGAAGGAGGGUGGUUCGGAAGCGCACUUCACCAACUUGGCUUUCUACGAGAGUGUCGAGCCAAGCCAAAAAUCAAUGAACAUGAAUUUUACAUGGCUG
Molecule: messenger RNA, 2435 nt
Organism: Phanerochaete carnosa HHB-10118-sp
Lineage: Eukaryota; Fungi; Basidiomycota; Agaricomycetes; Polyporales; Phanerochaetaceae
Exons: 14
Coding region: 1-2073 (690 amino acids)
Molecular function (GO): oxidoreductase activity, acting on CH-OH group of donors; flavin adenine dinucleotide binding
Source: RefSeq, a predicted model, not a curated record